AUGGACGAGUCCACGCACGGGGGUUCUCGCUACUACGGCGACGACUCCCAGUCGCUUCGCGCGCACGACGACGAGAUCGCGACGCGUAAGGACCAGCUGUGGCGCCUCUCGUCUUCGUACCUCGUAUCCGACGUUCCGUCGAUACAGAGGUCGCUCGUGCAACACGUGGAGUACACGCUGGCGAGGCGGCGGUACAAGUUCGACCGCGGGUCGUUCUACCAGGCCACCGCGCACUCCGUCAGGGACAGGCUCAUCGAGCGGUGGACGGACACGCAGCAGUUUUACGCUUCGCGGGACGGCAAGCGCAUGUAUUACCUUUCCCUGGAGUUUUUGGUGGGGCGGUCGAUGGGGAACGCGGUGAGCAAUCUGGGGUUGAGGGGUGCGUACGCCGAGGCUCUGAGGCAGCUGGGGUACGAUCUGGAGGAUAUCAUGUCGCAGGAGAAGGAGCCCGCGCUGGGCAACGGCGGCCUGGGCAGGCUCGCGUCUUGUUUCCUCGACACGCUCGCGACGCUGAACUAUCCCGCCUGGGGGUACGGCAUAAGGUACAAGUACGGCAUGUUCGAGCAGAGACUCGUGAACGGCAAGCAGGUGGAGUUCCCGGACUACUGGCUCACGUACGGAAACCCGUGGGAGGUUGAGCGCCUGGACGUCAAGUACCUCGUGCGGCUGUACGGCGAGGUGAAGACGUACGAGGACGAGCAGACGGGGGAGACCAGGUUCAGGUGGGAGGGCGGCGAGGUGGUCGUCGCGGUGGCGUAUGAUACCCCCAUUCCGGGCUACGGCACGUACAACACGAACAACAUGCGGCUGUGGUCGUCCAAGCCGAGCCACGAGUUCGACCUCGCGUCGUUCAACGCGGGCGACUACUACGGCGCCGUGGAGGCGAAGGAGCGGUGCGAGAGCAUAACCUCGGUGCUCUACCCAAGCGAUGACACCGACUCGGGGAAAGUUCUGAGGCUCAAGCAGCAGUUCUUCUUCGUCAGCGCGACGCUCCAGGACGUGCUGAGGAGGUACAAGAAGCGGAUCGUUCCGGGGCGGACGCUCAAGAACCUCCCGGAGAAGGUUGCGAUUCAGCUCAACGACACGCAUCCUUCCAUCUCCAUCCCGGAGCUCAUGCGCUUGCUCCUCGACGACGAGAUGCUACCGUGGGACGAGGCCUGGGACAUCACGACGCGGACGUUCGGGUACACGAACCACACCAUCCUGCCCGAGGCGUUGGAGAAGUGGCAGGUGCCCAUGAUGGAGGAGCUGUUACCUCGCCACAUGCAGAUCAUCUACGAGAUCAACCACCGGUUCUUGCAGCAGGUUGAGGAUCGAUGGCCGGGCGACAACGAGAAGAUGCGCGCGAUGUCCAUCAUAGAGGAGUCGACGCCGAAGAUGGUCAGGAUGGCGCACCUCGCCAUGGUGGGCUCGCACGUCGUCAACGGUGUCGCGGAGAUUCACACCAGGCUGGUGAAGUCCAGGCUGUUCCCCGAGUUUGACCAGAUGUUCCCGGGGCGGAUUAAAAACGUGACCAACGGCGUGACGCCGAGGCGGUGGAUCCUGCAGGCGAACCCCGCGAUGGCGGGGAUAUUCACCAGCAUCCUCGGUCCCGGGUGGGUCAACGACCUUCGCAGGCUCGCGACGCUCAAACCCUUCGCGCACGACGACACCUUUCAGCACUCGUGGAACGAGGCCAAGCGGCUGAACAAGGAGCGGCUUGCGCUGUGGGUCAAGGCCAACAUGGGCGUGGACCUCAUGACCAACGCCAUAUACGACAUGCAGGUGAAGCGCAUACACGAGUACAAGCGGCAGUUGCUGAACGUGCUCGGCAUAGUGCACAGGUACGCGGUCAUCGCCGGGUCCACCCCCGAGCAGAGGGCGAGGAUGCUGCCCCGCGUCUGCGUCAUCGCCGGGAAAGCCGCGCCGGGGUACGAAGUCGCCAAGAAGAUCAUCCAGCUCGCUUGCGCCGUGAGCAAGGCUGUGAACAACGACGUGAGGUGCGCGGGUGUCCUGCAGGUCGUGUUUAUUCCCAACUUUAACGUCUCACUCGCGGAGCUCAUCAUCCCGGCGUCUGACGUGAGCCAGCACAUAUCCACCGCGGGCAUGGAGGCUUCGGGCACGGGAAACAUGAAAUUCGUCAUGAACGGCGGCCUCAUUGUCGGAACCGCGGAUGGCGCCAACAUCGAAAUCGCGCGCGCGGUGGGCGAGGAUAACCUCUUCUGCUUCGGCGCCACCGCGGAUGAGGUGGCGGCGCUCAGGAACACCAUGAAGAGCCGCCUGCCCGCCGGCGACGAGCGGCUGCAGCGGUCCGUUCGCAUGAUCAGGUCGGGCGUUUUCGGCAACCCCGACGAUUUCUCGCAGCUUAUGGACAACAUCGAACCGGCGAACGACUACUACCUCAUAGCGCACGAUUUUCCCGGGUACCUCGAUGCACUCGACAUGGCGGACGCGGCGUACCUGCACCAGCCCUCGUGGACGGCGAGGACCAUUCGCGCGGCUUGUUCCAUGUGGGAGUUUUCGUCUGAUCGCACAAUCAAGGAAUACGCCGACAAGGUGUGGCAGAUGGAGCCGCUGCCUUUCAAGCCCCCGCACCAUCAGGACGGCGGCGGCGGCAGCAUGGGCGGCGGCGGCAGACGAGGACCGUCGUUCAACGGGAGGGGUUCGCGGGCUGGGUACGACGGGGGGCGAUGA
This is a messenger RNA of Micromonas commoda, 2673 nucleotides long. It is a transcript of the gene PHO3, whose product is annotated as glycosyltransferase family 35 protein. The transcript has a single exon. Gene Ontology annotation, biological process: glycogen catabolic process. The record is from RefSeq and is a predicted model, not a curated record. Bases 1 to 2673 code for a protein of 890 amino acids. Gene Ontology annotation, cellular component: cytoplasm. Gene Ontology annotation, molecular function: glycogen phosphorylase activity; pyridoxal phosphate binding. Lineage: Eukaryota; Viridiplantae; Chlorophyta; Mamiellophyceae; Mamiellales; Mamiellaceae.